UUGUCGGGGGCUCGGGCAGGGCGCCCCGGUUACGUAGGUGACGCAGGUUACGCGUCCAGCCAGUCCCCCGGGGCCGCCGGGAGCCCGCGCAGACCGCUGCGCCCUCGCAGAGCCGGGCGCGGCGAUGGUGCGGGGCCGGGGCUCGACGUGGAGCUGAGGACAGUCGGGCCGACGCGCGAAGCCCUUCCCCGCCGUCGGGCUCGGGGGCUCUCGCCCGCCGGUUCCCAGCCGUCGGGGGCCCGCGUGACCUUCGUGCCCCCGCAGGCCCCGGGCCCCCCGCGGGAAUGUUCAAAAAUGAGUACCAGGGAGGUGCAUUUGUUGAAAUCUUUAGCGCUCAGGGCAAAAAUCCUGGAGCAAAAUGGAAGAUCGUUGGCAGUCCAUCUGUGAUUUGGAAGGAGUUUGAUAAAGAAGUUAAAAGUUUUGUGUUUGUCCUGGAAGGCAGCAGCCAAACAAACAAAAUUCAGUUACCAAGAGAGAAUAAGCAAAUCCUUGGACUGAUCCAGAGGUUUCUUGUACUUCAGAUUUACAUACCCCUGGGACAAGACUUCUCCACUGAAUUGCUAAUUACUGAUUUAGGAAACAUUAAAAGAAGAUUGUAUUUAUCAACGGUCCAUAAGGAACUGUCCUCAACUCCUCUUCAUGCAAAAAUCCCACUCUUCAUGAUCAAGCGCAAAAUUUGGUGCAAUCUGUGCAUAGACUUGGUAGCAUUUACCAGUGAAAUAUUCAAGGGAGCAGUGUUCCAGUCAUUGGAUGGAAUUAUUGUCUCAGCUAACUGUAAGCUACGGAAGAUCUUUACUUUAAAAUGCAAGCCUCAAGACACUGCUGAUAAAGAUGCUGGGAAAGCUGUUCCCUUUCCAACAGAUGAACCUACAGACAUUAUUCCACGGAGCUGCCAACUAACGACAGAUGUUCCACAAGUCACACAGCUGCUAAACAUGACUAAACUCCGCCAAACUGAAAUAAAAUUUGGUGGUCAUCCUCUAAAUUCGGCAGAAUCAGAUCAGUUCAUUAACAGGGGAACAGGUAGUACGCGGAACAGCAAACACCAAGAUGUUUGUCAUAUCGCUUUCGGAUCCAGAGUUCUGGGACCACCUCCACUCUCUGGCAGGAGGAAUAACAUGAGGAUAUCCAGUGAGACAAUAAGAUCCGUUGGAUCCAGAAAUACUCGAUCAUGCCAACAGUCUGUGGCCGAUAACUGUGCUAGCAGUACAGAGAUGGCAGCCUCACUGAGGCCUCAGUUUGAAGAGCAAGCAGAUAAAGAAAAUAUUUGCCAAAUAAAGCAAACUGUACCUGUUCAUGCUGAUCUGCAUGUUAUGCAUCCACAUCCCCCUCAAGAACCAUCAGCAGAUAAGAAUAAUAACAGGAGAAGAUUACGGUUAAAAAGCACCAGCAGAGAAAGGACAGAAGCACACAGCGGCAGUUCUUCAGGAAAUAGAAGGAAUGAAGAUAAAGCAACAGCUGCCCUGUUGAACAGCGGGUCCCAACAAAGCACGGAGAUGAAUUCCAGCUCUCCAGCACCGCCGUCUCCUGAUCAAACAGAUGAGUGGAUAUUUCCUGAAAACCAUGAUCGUAUUUCCCAUUUGGCGUCCAGGAGACAGUCUCUCCUUCCAGAUGAUGACUCCUGCCACACUUCACACCUGUGGCUAGAAGCCAACAGGGAAAGUGAACAUGGCCAACUGGCAGAGGAAACUCAGGUUGUUCGAAAGGACAUUUUCACUUUUUCAUCAAGACCACGGUCAGCACCUCAUGGAAAAACUCAGAAUAUGUCCCCAGAGGGAUGCCCAUUUAUUUUGGAUCUAAAAGAGGAUAUCAGCAUGACAAGAAGAGACACUGAAUCAGAGGAUGACUUUUAUGGCGGUGACAGCAGCGAAGAGGAUAACAACAGUAUCCAGGGCUCCCCAAGUCCAGCAGCUAGUCCUUCAGGGUUAACUCAGUUAACGUUAGAGAGCACGUUGGGGAAGGCUGCAAGGCGAACUGAUAAAGGACCUCUAAAAAGUGCCUACACAGAAGCAGGAACAUCAGAAAGCCAGAAUUCCUUGGCAAAGCAGAUAGAUAGAAAAGACUUUCAAAGGAGCAUGGUGCCUACGCCAUGCCUUUCUCCCCCUGGAAGAAGUGAAUCCUCUCAGAAAAUUCCAGAUCCUCUUAUCAAAGCAAAGGACCGGCCAACCCAUCAAGUACCAGCUUCAAUAAAUAAAACCUUGCUCAAGGAGACCUCAGGGGAAAAGUUGAGACCGAUUCCUGAAGUAUCUGAAUAUGAUUGGAGAAACUAUCAGCCCAGCCAGAUGAGUGAAUCUGAGUUGCAAAUGCUGGCAAGCCUGCGUCGGCAACAGAAUGAAGAACUGGAGGACACAGGGGCUUCCCACGGCCUGAGUGCAUCCCAGGUGGACAACUGUAACGUCAGCAUCAGUACCAGCAGUGAUGAUACAACCACUUGGAACUCCUGCCUGCCACCUCCUGUGAACCAGGGUCGCCACUAUCAGAAAGAAAUGAAUCCACCUUCUCCUUCUAACCCCCGGGACUGGUUAAAUAUGUUGAGCCCACCGAUUGUUCCUUCCAGUCGACAGCCAACGGACCAGCAUCCGGAUUCUUCUGGAAGCUUGAGUGCUCAAGGUGAAGAAGACCCAAGUGUGGAGGAGGAUGAGGAAGUGCUGACUCUGCUGUAUGAUCCGUGUCUGAACUGUUACUUUGAUCCCCAGACGGGGAAAUACUACGAGCUGGUGUGAGGUGCCCCCGCUUCAGGGCCCAGAAUGGCCAUGUCCAGGUGGGCCCACAGGAUCCAAAGCAAGUGAGAGAAAUGAAGUUAUUUUGUAAAUAACAUUCAAUGUUAAGGAUACCUCCAUUUUUUUUGUAGAUGCGUGUGAUUUUUUGGCAGUGAAAGAAUUAAUACAGAGACAAGAUUUUAGGACUUUGCAUUGGUUCUUACUGCUUAGUUCUCACCCUAUCAUUUUUUUUAUUGCCUUUAUCUUAUGGAAGCAAAUUAAGAGUUAUUAAUUCAAACUUUUUGCAGUGUUAAUCUGUAAAUGAUGGCUUGAUACACAGAAAUGUAUUCUUGUUUAAUAAGAUAUCUGGGUACCUUUUAUUACCUAUUUGUAUUAAAAAUAAAGUAUGAUGGGCAAAAGAAUACUUUUUAAACUGCCUCCGUUUAUUUACCUUACAUUCCUUACGAGAAUAUUCCAAGAUAAUAUUUACCUUCCUUAGACUCUUAGAAAAGGAAACACUGUGGACUGGUCAGACUUUAUGAUUGCAUUUUUGUUAGCACAGGCCCCACUGUUCUGUUUCAUUAAGGUCCAUCCAGAGUUUGCCAAGGAUCACAAUAUUGCUAAUCACUUAAGCUGCUUAGUACUAUGCUGUGCUUUUUUUGUUUGGGGGUUGUUGUGUUUGUGUUUUUUUGUUUUUACCAAUUA
Nyctereutes procyonoides (raccoon dog) is the source of this 3404-nucleotide messenger RNA. It is a transcript of the gene CFAP20DC, whose product is annotated as CFAP20 domain containing. The record is from RefSeq and is a predicted model, not a curated record. Bases 285 to 2723 code for a protein of 812 amino acids. NCBI's taxonomy places the organism in Eukaryota, Metazoa, Chordata, Mammalia, Carnivora, Canidae. The transcript has 17 exons.